UCCAAAAGCUGACAAUGACCUAGUUCCCCCCUCUCUUGCUGAGCUCUCCAUCUCUCCCAUCAUUCACCAGAGGUAGGCUAGGUGGCAGCAUCACCAUCACCACAUCAGGCACCACACUAGGUCUGCUGCUACCUCUCCUGCACUCACUAUCACACUGGAGAGAGGGAGACAAGCGGGACGAGAGAUAGAGAGAGUGUGCAGGAGAAAAAGAGGGAGGAGGAGAGAAACAGAGGGAGGGUGUGUGUGAGAAAGAGAGACAGUAAGGGAAUCCUAGCUAGGAGGAAGAGAGCAAAAAAGGAAGGGUAAAAGAGAUAAGGGGGCUAAACGAACAACAGGAUGGCAGAGCCGGAGCUGAAACCAUGGAGCAGCCAGGAGAGCUUGAAGACGGGAACCGAGGGCCAGGAGAAGAUGGAGGCUGAGGCGGCUCCGGACAACCCUGACCAGCCUCCGUCGCUAGACAAGCCUCCAUUCAAGCCUGCCUCCCCAUCCACCCCUACCCCUACGGCUGCCGACGCCAUGGAAGCCACCACCCCUACUGCAGAGGCCUCCUCCCCAGCCAAGGCGGCAGGCAGCAAGAUUGAACUGAAGCGCAGCAUCACGCUCUUUAACGGUGUGGGCAUGAUCAUUGGCACCAUCAUCGGCUCGGGCAUCUUCAUCACACCCACCGGGGUGGUUAAGGAGGCGGGCUCGGCCGGUCUUUCGCUAGUGGUGUGGGCCGUGUGUGGCGUGGUGUCCACCAUGGGCGCCCUAUGCUAUGCCGAGCUGGGUACAACCAUUACCAAGUCGGGCGGAGACUACACCUACAUCCUGGAGGUGUACGGUGAGCUUGCCGCCUUCCUCAAGCUGUGGGUGGAGAUGCUGAUCAUCAGGCCAUCCUCCCAGUACGUGGUGUCGCUGGUGUUCGCCACCUACCUGCUCAAACCCCUCUACCCAAACUGCAGUGUGCCCGAUAGCGCCGCCAAGCUCAUCGCUUGUCUCUGCCUCACAUCGUUGACCUUUGUGAACUGCAUCAGCGUGCGAGCUGCCACCAAGGUCCAGGACUUGUUCACUGUGUCCAAGCUCCUGGCCCUGAUCAUCAUCAUCGUCUUCGGCUUCAUUCAGAUCGGAACCGGUGAUGUGCCAUACCUGACACCAGAAUUAGCAUUUGAAGGCAGCAAAUGGGGAGUCGACAACAUUGUGUUGGCUCUAUACAGUGGACUCUUUGCUUUUGGUGGCUGGAAUUACCUGAAUUACGUGACAGAGGAAAUGAUCAAUCCAGAGAGAAACCUGCCCCUGUCCAUCAUUAUCUCCAUGCCCAUUGUGACCGUGGUGUACGUACUGACCAACCUGGCCUACUUCACCACUAUCCCCCCGAGUGUGAUGGUUGAGUCCGAGGCAGUAGCUGUGAUCUUUGGGGAAUACCAUCUUGGUGUGAUGUCCUGGCUCAUCCCUGUCUUCGUGGGSCUGUCCUGCUUCGGAGCUGUCAACGGAAGCCUGUUCACCUCGGCACGGCUGUUUUAUGCUGGCGCUCGAGAGGGUCAGCUCCCUGCUGCACUGGGAUUGGUCCACACUGACCUCUUCACCCCAGUGCCCUCCCUAAUUUUCACAUGUUURCUGUCCAUGCUUUACGCCCUGUCCAAGGACAUCUUCUCYGUCAUCAACCUGUUCAGCUUCUUUACCUGGCUGUGUGUGGGCAUGGCGAUCGCCGGCUUYCUGUGGCUCCGCUGGACCAAGCCAGAGCUCAGGAGGCCCAUCAAGAUUUGGUUGGUGGUCCCUGUGGUGUUUGUGCUGGGCUGUGUCUUCAUGAUCGUGGUGUCCUUCUGGGCAGCUCCCUUCGAYUGCCUGAUAGGCAGUGGGAUCAUCCUCACUGGUAUCCCCGCCUAUCUUCUGGGGUACAAGUGGAAGAAGCCCCACAUUGUAAAGAAGAUCUUAGAGAUCUUUACUCUGUUCUGCCAGAAGAUUUUUAUGUCCGUUCCAGAAGAACGUGAAGAGAAGGAGUCAGCUGAAGUAGCUGAAGAAGUCGAAACAACAAAGGAUGACUGAGUCAAUCUUUUAGUUGGAACAUUACAUGUUUACACUCAUUGUUGCUUUUGUUACAGAGUUCCAUGACUCUUGGUAAAGUAGGGGUUUAUGCGAAUUGCUUCAGUGUACAUAUUUUGUAUUUUACAUGKAUUUUCUUACUGUAUUGUCUCUUUGUACUCUCUCCAGCAAUUCAAUUCCACUUUUCAGUCAUAUAGUUUACUUUCAAACUUUUWCAAAUUUUUCCUAAACUAACCUUUUUUACGUUUCAUAUGUUUUAACCUAUUUUGCACAGUAUUCAAUAGGCCUGAAUUAAGCUAAAAAGGAAAAUGUAUUUCUAUUAACAAGAGUCAUAUGUGUUGGUAUGUUCACUAGACAAUCAUCCAGGCAUCUUCAAUGCGUACAKUACCCUGCUUUGUCUUAAAACGGUCUUCAUCUAACUAAAGAUAAUUACAUAUUUGACUUUUGAAUUAUUUAACUAUUAACCCCCACUUUAACUGACGGUAUGUCUGUAACUCAGUGUAGUUGAAGGAACUAGCUACUGGUUACCUAAGUUGAUUGAGCAAUGGCCAUCAAUCUAUGAUAAACCCAUGAAUUUAUUCAGGUAACUCAUACCACACAUUCUGUAAACUACCUUKAUUUCCCUUUGACAUGAUUGCACUCAUGAUAAAAAUGUACAAUUAAAAUUUUAACAUCUA
Molecule: messenger RNA, 2696 nt
Organism: Salvelinus sp. IW2-2015
Lineage: Eukaryota; Metazoa; Chordata; Actinopteri; Salmoniformes; Salmonidae
Product: large neutral amino acids transporter small subunit 1
Biological process (GO): amino acid transmembrane transport; neutral amino acid transport
Cellular component (GO): membrane
Molecular function (GO): neutral L-amino acid transmembrane transporter activity; L-amino acid transmembrane transporter activity
Source: RefSeq, a predicted model, not a curated record